Messenger RNA from Acanthosepion pharaonis, 783 nucleotides. Lineage: Eukaryota; Metazoa; Mollusca; Cephalopoda; Sepiida; Sepiidae. The record is from the annotation of a GenBank genome assembly.
AUGAUUUGCCCCCAACCCCAACUUGACAAUUUCUAUUUUUUUUUUAUAUCCUUUGUUUUUCUUCUUGUGGUUAUUUUUAUUAUUUUUAUUUUUUUGUUUUAUUUCUCUUUUCUUCCUUCUCCUUUGCUCAUUCUCUUUCCAACUUUAUCCCCCAUUUUUUUUCGUUUUUUUUUUUUUCCUACCCACCCCGUCUGUAAGUUUUUUCUCCUCCUAUCAGUUUUAGCAUUUUUGCUUUCUUUAUUUUUUUCUUCUCUUUUUCUUCGUCACAUAUCUUCUUGCUUUCCCUUCAUUUAUUUCUCACCUUUUUUAUUUCUUCCUCUUUUGUUUCUCUCUCUUUUUUUUCUUUAUCCUUUAGAUUUUUCCUUCUCCUCAUCUUCCUUUUUCCUUCCCCCUUUUCUUCUCUUCAUCAAUUUAUUGCCUAUUUUCUUUUUCUUCUUCUUUCUUUGCUUUACAUUUACUUCUUUUUUCUCUUUCUCCUUCAAUGAUUUACUUCUCCUUCUUCACCUUUGUUAUUUGUUUUUAUCCUGUAUUUGUUUGUUUAUACCUUUGAGGAACUCUGCACGAGCAGGCGGAGAGCUAUCUAUCUCAGUUUGUUCGUAUCUUUCUAUCUAUCUAUCUAUCUAUCUAUCUCAGUUUGUUUAUAUGAAUCUAAGUCUGUUCAUAUCUAUCAAUCUCAGUCUUUUUAUAUUUAUCUUUCUUUGUCUAUCUAUCUAUCUAUCUACUCAUUCUCUGCUGGUCCACACUUUGACUAUUGAAGCAAACAACAUUAUUCUUUAUUCCUAG